GGCUUCCCUGCUUUUCACACGCCCUGGAUUGUAGCAGCAGCAGGAGCUGAGUUGGAAGUCAGUGUUUAUUUCUCCACUCACAGCUUCUGCCCUUUCCUGCAAAAGGAAAUCGAGAAACCACUCGUAAUUUACCAGAUAACCCCAGAAGCCUUGGUCGACAGACCAAAUUCUCCAGUCAAAGCUACGGGCUCCUGAGGAUAAUCUGCUUCAAACAGCUUUUACCUUAAAGCCAACCUAGAAGUCUUUGACCCCCAGUUACAAGGCCCAGGGUCUUCACCGUUUGGACCCAUCCUUCCCGGUUAUAUGAAGCUUUCUACUUUCUGAGGUGUUUGGGGCACCCUUAAUAUUUGUCUCUUCUUUUCUCAUCAAACCUGAUUCAUGAAAUGGACUAAAGCUGAAAAAAUCAUCUGCUUCUUUGUCUGUGAAUUUGAAACACGAUUGGCAUGGUCUUCAGUGUGUUCAACUAGACUGUAACUGCAGCUAUGAGCUCAGACGAGAAGGGCAUAUCCCCUGCUCAUAAAACAUCCACCCCCACGCAUAGAAGUGCCUCCUCUUCGACUUCCUCCCAGAGGGACAGUAGGCAGAGCAUCCACAUACUGGAGAGGACUUCUUCCACGAGUACCGAACCCUCUAUAAGUCGGCAACUGCUGGAACCAGAGCCAGUGCCCCUCUCCAAGGAAGCUGACAGCUGGGAAAUUAUAGAAGGACUGAAAAUAGGCCAAACCAAUGUCCAGAGACCAGACAAACAUGAAGGUUUUAUGCUAAAGAAGAGAAAAUGGCCUUUAAAAGGCUGGCACAAGCGUUUUUUUGUCCUGGAUAAUGGAAUGUUAAAGUAUUCAAAGGCACCACUUGAUAUCCAAAAAGGGAAGGUCCAUGGAAGCAUCGAUGUGGGACUCUCUGUCAUGUCAAUUAAAAAGAAAGCUCGGAGAAUAGACCUUGACACAGAAGAACACAUCUAUCAUUUGAAGGUGAAAUCUCAGGACUGGUUUGAUGCAUGGGUCUCCAAACUGCGCCAUCAUCGAUUGUAUCGGCAGAAUGAAAUUGUGAGAUCACCACGAGAUGCUAGUUUUCACAUAUUUCCUUCAACCUCCACAGCUGAAUCCUCACCAGCUGCUAAUGUUUCAGUUGUGGAUGGAAAGGUGCAGCCAAACAGCUUUCCAUGGCAGUCCCCUCUGCCCUGUAGCAGCAGCCUCCCUGCAACCUGCACGACCGGCCAGAGCAAGGUGGCGGCCUGGCUGCAGGACUCGGAAGAGAUGGACAGGUGUGCAGAAGACCUUGCACACUGCCAGUCAAACCUUGUGGAACUUAGCAAACUCCUGCAAAAUUUGGAAAUACUUCAGAGAACUCAGUCAGCACCUAACUUUACUGACAUGCAGGAAGGGCCAUCUGCGAAGGGCCAGUUCAGCACAACUCGGCGCCGGCAGAGGCUAGCAGCAGCAGUGGCUACAACAGUUCCUUUCAGUGCCACCAUGUCCCCAGUUCGCUUGCAUUCCUCCAACCCCAACCUUUGUGCAGAUAUUGAAUUUCAGACCCCUCCUAGCCACCUCACAGACCCUCUGGAAAGUUCAACGGAUUAUACAAAGCUUCAAGAAGAAUUUUGUCUGAUUGCGCAGAAAGUGCAUUCUCUCUUGAAGUCUGCAUUUAAUAGCAUAGCUAUAGAGAAGGAGAAGCUUAAGCAGAUGGUUUCUGAGCAGGAUCACAAUAAAGGCCACAGCACACAGAUGGCACGACUCCGACAGUCACUGUCGCAGAGCGAAGGAGCAAGCAAAUCCUGGGCACUCAACCAGAAUGCUGAACUAAGGAGCCGGUUGAACAGAAUACAUUCAGAAUCUAUUAUUUGUGAUCAGGUUGUUAGUGUAAAUAUUAUUCCUAGCCCUGAUGAGGCUGGCGAGCAAAUCCACGUCAAUCUCCCCUUGUCACAGCAAGUAGCCAAUGAGAGCCGCCUCUCCAUGUCAGAAUCUGUCUCUGAGUUCUUCGACGCCCAAGAAGUGCUCCUCUCUGCAAGCUCAUCAGAGAAUGAGGCUUCAGAUGAUGAGUCUUACAUCAGUGAUGUGAGUGAUAAUAUAUCUGAAGACAACACCAGUGUUGCAGACAACAUCUCUCGGCAAAUCUUGAACGGGGAGCUUACGGGAGGAGCCUUCCGAAACGGACGUCGAACGUGCCUGCCAGCUCCCUGUCCCGACACCAGUAACAUUAACCUGUGGAAUAUAUUGAGGAACAACAUUGGUAAAGACCUGUCUAAAGUCUCCAUGCCUGUGGAGCUAAACGAGCCGCUCAAUACUCUGCAGCAUCUCUGCGAGGAAAUGGAAUACAGUGAGCUCCUGGACAAGGCUUCGGAAACUGACAGUCCCUACGAGCGCAUGGUUCUUAUUGCUGCAUUUGCAGUUUCAGGAUAUUGCUCCACCUAUUUCAGAGCAGGAAGUAAGCCAUUCAACCCUGUCCUUGGGGAGACUUAUGAAUGCAUUAGAGAGGACAAAGGAUUCCGAUUUUUCUCAGAACAAGUUAGCCAUCAUCCACCCAUUUCUGCCUGUCACUGUGAAUCCAAGAAUUUUGUGUUUUGGCAAGAUAUCAGAUGGAAAAACAAGUUCUGGGGCAAGUCAAUGGAAAUCCUGCCCGUGGGAACCCUGAAUGUCAUGCUUCCAAAGUAUGGAGAUUGCUAUGUGUGGAAUAAGGUCACCACGUGCAUACACAACAUCCUGAGUGGGAGGAGAUGGAUAGAGCAUUAUGGAGAAGUAACCGUUAGAAAUACCAAAAGCAGUGUUUGCAUUUGCAAACUCACGUUUGUCAAGGUGAAUUACUGGAAUUCUAAUGUGAAUGAAGUCCAGGGGGUUGUGAUGGAUCAGGAGGGGAAGGUGGUGCACCGGCUGUUUGGGAAAUGGCAUGAAGGGCUGUACUGUGGUGUGGCCCCUUCUGCUAAGUGCAUCUGGAGACCAGGUUCCAUGCCCACCAACUACGAGCUCUACUAUGGCUUCACAAGGUUCGCUAUUGAGCUCAACGAGUUAGAUCCUGUACUAAAAGACCUCCUUCCUCCAACAGAUGCCCGAUUCCGGCCAGAUCAGAGAUUUUUGGAAGAAGGAAAUUUAGAAGCUGCAGCAGCAGAGAAGCAAAGAGUAGAGGAACUCCAGAGAUCUCGAAGACGAUACAUGGAAGAAAACAACCUUGAACAUAUACCAAAAUUUUUUAAAAAAGUGAUUGAUGCCAAUCAAAGAGAAGCCUGGGUUUCUAACGACACCUACUGGGAGCUGCGAAAGGACCCUGGGUUUAGCAAAGUAGAUAGCCCUGUUCUCUGGUAAACUGGAAACGUAGAGCUAGCCAACAUAUCACGCUCUGAAUGAAUAAAUAACUAUGCACAAUUAUGUUUCUUAGAGCUCCGCGUGGUUUCUGGGUCUGUUGAAAACCAAUCAUUUGCUUUUCUAUUCAUCUUUAUAAUGAACUUUCAGAAGUGCAUUAGACAAGGCCUCUAACCACUUUCGGAUCCUUUCUGUUUUGCUGCAACCAUAUUCCUUAAAAAACAUCCACACCCUCCUCAAAAA
This is a messenger RNA of Budorcas taxicolor (takin), 3533 nucleotides long. It is a transcript of the gene OSBPL6, whose product is annotated as oxysterol binding protein like 6. The coding region runs from base 483 to 3293 and encodes 936 amino acids. Gene Ontology annotation, molecular function: cholesterol binding. Gene Ontology annotation, cellular component: intracellular membrane-bounded organelle; perinuclear endoplasmic reticulum; plasma membrane. Lineage: Eukaryota; Metazoa; Chordata; Mammalia; Artiodactyla; Bovidae. The transcript is spliced from 27 exons. The record is from RefSeq and is a predicted model, not a curated record.